Desarmillaria tabescens is the source of this 777-nucleotide messenger RNA. RefSeq lists its product as uncharacterized. The record is from RefSeq and is a predicted model, not a curated record. Lineage: Eukaryota; Fungi; Basidiomycota; Agaricomycetes; Agaricales; Physalacriaceae. Bases 1 to 777 code for a protein of 258 amino acids. The transcript has 13 exons.
AUGUUGGUACCCCCAAUGCCGCCGCUUACCCUGAUACGGACAGAGGAUACUCCCUCUAGCGUGAACAUCGGCGCAAUGCUUGGAGCGAUAUAUAUCGGGGCGACCAUAGCUGCAGUCUUCUAUGGAAUAACAAUUUUGCAGACGGUCAUUUAUUAUAAGCAAAAUCUUAACGAUCCGUGGCUCUUUCGAUAUGCGAUCGUCCUUCUAUGGAUACUCGAUACGCUUCAUGUUGCCUUGAGUACCCAUGCACUCUAUUUCUACCUUAUCGAAUCCUUUGGAAGAUAUCCGUCCCUGUUCACGAUCAUUUGGAGCUUUCCGUUGCAGCUCUUGGUCAAUAUGUUGAUCAUCUUUGGUGUCCAAGUGUGCGUCACCUUCGGUCUUCUAUCUGAUAAUCAAAAAGACUCAGGUCUCCGUACCACAGAUUAUACGCCGUCAGAAUAUGGAAACGCCGCCACUUUCAUACGGUCCUUCCACGGUUCAUUUUCGGUGUUGACAUUUUACAUUCAGUUCGUCCCUGUCGCAAUUUUGUUGGGUGCAGGACUCUAUGUAAUUUAUGAUACGUACACCCUAUCAAGCUUUGUGGACAUUUCGACCAUCAAGGUAUCCAUUUAUACGGUUUUCUCUACCGUCGCAGGAGCCGAUUUUAUCAUCGCUGGAGUAAUGUGCUUCUACCUGCAUAAGGGCAGGUCCAUGACUAGAUUCUCCAGGCGUGUUCUUGAUCUCGUGUUAUAUGGACUUUUUGAGUCUGAUGGACCAUUUAUAGCACGACCAAGGUAA